Molecule: messenger RNA, 243 nt
Organism: Pipistrellus nathusii (Nathusius's pipistrelle)
Lineage: Eukaryota; Metazoa; Chordata; Mammalia; Chiroptera; Vespertilionidae
Source: the annotation of a GenBank genome assembly
AUGAGUGAAUUCUGGCACAAACUGGGAUGCUGUGUGGUAGAGAAACCCCAGCCGCAGAAGAAGAAGAGGAGACGGAUCGACCGGACCAUGAUUGGGGAACCGAUGAAUUUUGUCCACCUGACGCACAUCGGCUCCGGGGAGAUGGGGGCCGGAGAUGGACUUGCCAUGACAGGUGCUGUUCAGGAGCAGAUGAGGUCCAAGGGAAACCGAGACAGGCCAUGGAGCAGUUCUAGGGGCUUGUAG